Messenger RNA from Myripristis murdjan (pinecone soldierfish), 1652 nucleotides. RefSeq names its product claudin-3-like. NCBI's taxonomy places the organism in Eukaryota, Metazoa, Chordata, Actinopteri, Holocentriformes, Holocentridae. Gene Ontology annotation, molecular function: structural molecule activity. The transcript has a single exon. The coding region runs from base 177 to 830 and encodes 217 amino acids. The record is from RefSeq and is a predicted model, not a curated record. Gene Ontology annotation, cellular component: membrane; bicellular tight junction.
AGAGAUCUUACUACUUUUCAAGGACAGAGCAGAGCACAAAGAACCUGCUGCAAGGACACCUCUUUGCAAGGAUCUUGGGAGGUUUAGUUUUGAUCUUUUUUUUUUUUUUUUUACCUCUAGACUGAUUGUCAUACUCUUUUUCCACCAAGAGCGAGUGUGGAAGCCAAAGAACCAGGAUGUCAAUGGGUUUGGAGAUCGUGGGCAUUGCCCUCGGAGUCAUAGGAUUUAUCUUGGCUAUUGUGGUCUGUGCCCUGCCAAUGUGGAGGGUGUCAGCCUUCAUUGGAGCCAACAUCAUCACCGCACAAACCAUCUGGGAGGGUUUGUGGAUGAACUGUGUCAAUCAGAGCACCGGUCAAAUGCAGUGCAAGAUCUAUGACUCCAUGCUGGCCCUACCUCAGGACCUGCAGGCUGCCAGAGCUAUGAUGAUCAUUUCAAUUAUCCUCGGGGUGCUUGGGGUCAUGAUCUCCAUCGUGGGCGCCAAGUGCACCAACUGCAUUGAAGAUGAGCCAUCCAAGGCAAAAGUGAUGAUCAUCUCAGGGAUCUUCUUCCUCCUCGCCGGCCUCCUGGUCCUCAUCCCGGUCUCCUGGUCCGCCAGCAGCACCAUCCGUGACUUCUACAACCCCAUCUUGACCACCGCGCAGAAGAGGGAGCUGGGGCCCGCGCUCUACAUUGGCUGGGCUACCGCUGCCCUGCUCCUGAUAGGUGGAGCGAUGCUGUGUAGCAACUGCCCCCCCAAAGAAAAGAAGUACAAGCCCCCUCGUAUGGCCUACUCAGCCCCACGUAGCACCAGUGGCGGCGCCGGUGGCUACGACAGGAAGGACUAUGUGUGAACACAGUCAUGAGUCAUCGGGCAACUCAGUUUGACAAGUAGGAUGCAAUGGAGGAGAAAAGACCUUUGUUUCUUGAACAUUAAGUGUUUUGUGUGUGUGUAUGUGUGUGUGUGUGUGUGUGUCUACAUUGUGCUCUCAAAGAGAAAUUACAGGGUGAAUCCCUCCAGAAGACUCCGAGAUGAAGGGAUGUGUGUGUAGUAAUGUUGCUUCUGUUGCUUGUUUUUGUUCACUGACACACUCAGUGCCGUAGUUCUAGUGCUUUUCAACAUGGAUUUCACUGCCUCCAAGUGAAAGCCUUGUACCUCCAAAAUAUCAGCCUUUGAUCCUUUAAGAGGAAUAAUUUUGGUCUUAGCUAUACUGCCAUGCAUUAUUUGCAUGGCUUUGAAAAGGUUUUGUGAGUCCAAGGCUCACAGAACUCAGGAAAUCACCGAUAUUGGAGCUACAAGGCUUCAUCCAGCAAUGUAAAUUUGCAUGUGGUGGAGUCAUGAAGCUUCAUGUUUUCAACCUUAACAUCAUUAUAGCUUUUUUUUUUUUUUUUUUUUUUUAAUGAUAAUAUGCUUUCUAAAAGCUCACCCUUUCAGAUAUAUAGCAUAUUUGUAUGAAUUACUGUGGCAUCAUGUGAGCCCUUGCUUUUUGUGUGCUUAGCUCCAUUGUUUGCUGUUGGCUAGUUGGUGUCAAGUUUCACUCAAACUUCCAGUUGAUGCAGCUCUUCGUUUCAAUGACAAUGGAAAGGAAGAGCUGCUCUCAUUUUACAUGGAUUUGAUUGUGAUUCCUGUGUGUGUGUGUGUGUGUGUGUGUGUGUGUGUGUGUGUGUGUGUGUGU